CACUUGACGUUUAGCAUCGCUGCGGAAGUCACCGCUCAACAUACAUUCAACUGUCGCUCUUUGAAUGAGUUUCUCUGUAAAAUACGAGUUAAAACACGAAGCUAACAGAAACAAAAAGACGACAGCAAACCACCCGAACAUCGAAGAUGACGCAGGAAAAUAUUUUUGUCUUCGUUCCCAAUUUAAUUGGUUACGGCCGCAUUGUGUUGGCUCUGGUUUCCUUCUACCUGAUGCCCUGCUGUCCGUGGCCCGCCGUCUUCUGCUACCUGCUCAGUGCUCUGCUUGAUAAUUUUGAUGGCUACGCUGCACGGGCACUCAAUCAGUCCACUAAGUUUGGAGCCAUGAUGGACAUGCUGACUGACCGCUGUGCCACCAUGUGUCUGCUGGUGAAUCUGUCCCUGCUCUACCCCUCCUACACUUUCCUGUUCCAGAUCAGCAUGUGUGUGGACAUAGCCAGCCACUGGCUGCACCUGCACAGCUCGACAAUACACGGAUCGGCUAGUCACAAGUCCAUCGACCUCUCCGGCAACCCUAUUCUCCGAAUCUACUACACAUCCAAGCCAGUGCUGUUUGUGAUGUGUGCUGGGAACGAGCUCUUCUUCUGUCUGCUCUACCUUCUCCAUCACAUCCAGGAACCUGCAGCAUGGCUCUACUGGCUGCAGGGACUGUGCUUUAUCAUCUGCGUGGUGAAGACCGGCAUCAGCCUCGUGCACCUAGUCACCGCCUCCCAGAACAUGGCCGCCCUCGACGUAGCCGAGCGGGAGGCAAAGAGGAAGACGCAGUGAGAGAGAGGAGUGAGUGAGAGCCUCAGCAACAAAUCCACCACGGUUUUUAUUUAUUACUAUUAUAAGGGUUUAACGGUAGACUUUGUGCACUUAAAUACAGCGUGAAACACAUCACUUCAGUUUGUCUGACAACUUCAGAAAGACAGAAAGUUUAUGACCAAAUAUUGCAAAUUAGAUGUGUCUCAAAACAAGAGUUCAACAGUUUCUACAGUUGAUUUUUCUCUGAUUUAUUUUACAAACAUACGCUGUUGACAGGUUUGACACUUUGGUGAUAUGACAAUAAAUGCAGUGAGAAUUAUGUGUCAAAAUUGAUCUCCCAAUAUCAAAAGUCAUAUAUUGUAAAAGAAGACUUUCAUAAGCAUCACCCUGUACUAGAUGGAUGUAUGAAUGGGCAGUCAGUAUUUUCAGUUUGUCCCUCUUAUGUAUUUUUUCACAUCUGAGUCACAGUUUCAGCUCAUAAAAUUAGUUUUAUUUAGAUAAUCUGUCUUUUCUGGCUCAGGGUUUCCCAGAGUUUUUCAAAGUGAUGGAAGAAAUUAUGCCAUUUUUAUCAAAUAUAAUAUUAAGCUUCAGAAGAAAAAAAGGAGCAGACACACAGCAAAGGCCGCAUAUUUAAUGACUGAGGUGGCGGGUUUAACUGGCGCCUAAUAACUAUAUUGAUAAGGAGGAUCCGUCUGAUCCAGCUCAGCAGGCGAUUGAUUAAAUGAUCACAUCGUAGUGUUGUUUUGCCAUGUUAAAUUAGAGCAGCAUGUCACAAUGUCAGAAGAAAUUAAAAAUGUCUGAGACAAACCGUUCACUCAGUCACCUCCUGCGCUACAGAUCAGACACCAGGCUGAAAUCAGUCUCUGUGGAGUUGAAGUUAAAAGUUCAUAUUGAUUUUGCAACAGCCAGCCAAUCUAGUGCGAGGAAACCCUGGAGCUAUCAUGUUUGCUUUGAAUGAAAAAUCCUCGUCCCAACUUUAGAAACAUGUUAAAAAAUGUUGUUUAUCAAGCAGCAGAAGAUGAUUUGAAGAGUGUUUACAAAUCCUGGAGAAACCUUCAGAGCUGCACAAAAUGCUGUUAAAGAGGACCUAUUCUGCUCAUUUUCAGAUUCAUCCUUGUAUUUUGAGUUUCUACUAGAACAUGUUUACAUGCUUUAAGGGUCAAUGGUUAUUUUCCUCAUACUGUCUGUGCUGGAACACCAUCUGAAGUGUUCCAUUUUAGUGCCUGUCUCCUGAGCCCUCCUCCCAAAAGAGUGUUUCCAGGUCUUCAUUAUCUGUACCAUCAUUGAGCCGGGGGUGACUGUAACAGAGUACAGCGGCACUUUCUAACAUGAACAAUUACCAAUAAAAACUUCUAAACCAAAUCUUUGCAUCCAGACAUCUUCCAGUAGGAGUAUGAUCUGAAAUCGGUGAGAAAUAAACAACAUCAGCAAGCAGGAUUCCAUGUUUCCCUGACAUUAGCAUGUAGCUCAUGUAGCAGUGUGUUGGAAACACUUGCUGUAGCGUGCCUGGUAAUCAUGCAUGGGUCAGGGUUUUUAAAACCUGCAUCAGCCCAACCCAUUACGAGAGCCAGUUCGCCCCACCUGCCUCGCAAAUCACCUGAACCCAACCCAAAAACCAGAGCUGAAAGUUUGGGAAAUAAUAUCCAACUUGCUUUUAGCUGUAUUGUGUGUCAAUAUCAGUAAAUAUCACAAUGUAAAAUGUGCAUUUUUUGUUUAAAAAGUACAAAAGUAGGUAAACAGCAAGUACUCACUCAUCAUUUGAGUGGUUAGGUCUCCAAUGUGAUCUUUGGAGCACAGCUGAUAUCAUACGUGGUUUGUUUACAUGAGCUCCCAGCUGAUCGGUACAGUUGUUUGAUUGUUUACAUGAUGUAACAUAAGAGAGGCUUGCAUGCUGUUAGGACACAGUGUUAGUCCUGCAUAUUCUCAGAGGGAAAUAUUUAUAGUGGACUGGAGAGAUUUAAUAAGGUCAAAUAGCGUAUAACAGAAACUCGAGCGCAGCAGGGCUGAUGAUGAAGCCGCUUGCUGUGUGUGAUUGGGAGAGACAGAGAGAGGGGAAGAGAAGGUGAAAGGUGGACUGCUGCAGUGUUUCUGUAAGUUAUAACUUACUCAGAAUGCUGCUUUGUCACUUUAAGAUCCACUCAAGAGAAACCAACGAUAUUUUCUAACCCAAACCAUCCAACGCGCAGGUCAGCCCACAGAACCCAAGGGUUGUGGGUCGACCCGUGCAUCACCAGUGCAUAGAGCAGAUGACCACAUGAAGAAAUGCAUCAUGAGCUGGCGUCAGCUUGUCCCCAAAAAAAAAGUAGAAGAAAAACUUAACAGAGUAUUCCUAAUGGUCUGAGACCAUUCUUACAAAGAUUACUUUUACAUUAAUCUACCACAUCAUUUGAAGCUUUGGCCACAUUCAGUGUGAACGUCGGACACUGUGACAUUAUAGAUAUGACAGAAAAUAAGAGAAGGUAUAAUGGGUCCCCUUUAAACAACCUUGUGGGUUUUAUGUUUUAGAGGGACUCAUCUUUAACUCUGUGACAAGGAUGUAAUGAUGAUACAUAAGAAGCACAAACUAGAAAUGUUAUAACUGUUACACACCUUCAUGAUCCUAACUCCUUUUUUCUUUCAAUGAUGUCUUAACAUGCCUCAGCAGAUGGCUCUUUGUAGCAUUUUCAUUACCUUGAAUUCUGAUAAUCAUGAAAGUUGUUGAGCAGUCAAAGACGGGGAGUUUAAUAUUCACACUGGAUGUUUGAGAAAUGAAUCUGUAGAGGCCAGAGACAGCAACCACAGUGAAGUUCUGGUGCUCCUAUACCACAUUUAGAUCACGAGUCAUUUUAUGUGAAGCUGCUCGUGUUUUACAGCCACUCUUUUGUCCAGUUUGGUUGUACUCAUCUGAAACAUCUGGAAGUUCGAAUAUGAAAAAGACAAUCAGGCUAAAACGACUAUAAAAUAUGUUUAUUAAGAAAUGUAUCAUUUUGAAAAAUGAUAGUCAAACGAAAUAUAUAACAUGUGAAAUCAAAAGAAGCUAAAACAUAUUACUGAGACUAUAUAUAUAUAUAUAUAUAUAUAUAUAUAUAUAUAUAUAUAUAUAUAUAUAUAUUUGAAAUAUUGGAAACCAGAACAACCAGUAUGAUAACAAUCAUUGUAUCACAUUAUCUGACAUCCAUUGUAACUGCAGUACCACACACUAAGCCAGCCUCUAUGGCUUUAUUAACGGUGAAUAAAUCUUUAAAUAAUGCUUUAUGGAUUGGUUAUAAAUGACUAAUCCACAACAUUUGGAUUGACAGUUUGUGAGAAAUACCAUUUGCUGGUUAUAUCUGCAUGUAGAAAUGUUUCUGCAGCUAUUUUUGAGCAUUAUUGUAAGCAGAAAUGACAAAAACUCAGGUUCCAAGGUUCCUUCUCAUAAGUGAAUAUUUGAUGUUCUGGUUGUCUCCUGUGAUAUUACAUUUAAUAUCUGUGGGUUUCGGACGUUUUUCAGCCAAAAUAAGACAUUUAAAUAUGUCAGUUUCAGCUGUUGGAAACUGUGUUGGACAUUUUCUUUUACUGUUUUUUGACGUUUUAGGGACCAAAUGAUGAAUUGAGAAAAUAAUGGAAAGCUGCAGCUCUAAAGUCAUCAAUAACAGAUUAGGGUCCAGGGUGUACCUGAUGAGCUGAGGAGCAAGAAAAAAAACAUUUGUAAAAGAUUUAUUAACCAGCAGUAAGGCCAUUAGUUUGACAGAUAGACUCUUGCUGACAAAGUGUGACUUAAAAGAAAGUGGUACUUGAGCUGCUUUACCUUUAUUCCCAAAUUAUUUAGCAUUUAUUGUUAUUAUUUUUUUUUACAUAUAUGAAGAUGAAGUUGUGUCCCUGAACUCUAUGACAGACCAAAACACUGAAGUUUUAUUCACUUGAUGCAGACGACACCCUUUUGUUCAUGUUAAAGAGAAAACUUCCGAGCCACUCCUUAUUGCUUUUCUUAUGAUUUUCUGGAGAUUCCUGCUGAUAUUUUGGUGUCAAUUAAAUGGUGAUUGUCGCAGUAGAGGGAAGUUGAUCAGUUUGUGCUUAUUUGACAAUUAUGUGAUGUUUUGAGACAUGUUUUUGUGGUAGAAGAGACGUGUUUGCUUUUGACUUAGAAACAGUUAGAAAGUGAUGCAGGUCAUAGGUUAUAUAUGACGUGAGGAGCACCAAGUAUUAUGGUUUGUACAUUUUAAAGCCACUGACUGUAUGUAUGUGCUGCUUAUAGACCUCUGUAAAACCAUGUUUCAAUGCAGAACGUGUGGGUGUGCGUGUGCGUGUGCGCGUGUGUGUUUAAAAGUGUUAAAAUAUCAAUAUUUGUUUUUUGAUGGAACUCAUUUCCCAGAAUGUAUUAUUCUAGAACAGAAAUGUAUAUCGACGAAGUAAAGCUAAGUUUAAUACUAUAUUUAAAGAUUUAAAUUACGUCAAAUGUAGUAAUUAGAAUAUUUGAUGGUUAUUUGGUUUGGAGCACAGGUGGUUUGAAUAUACUGUAAAAUAAAGACGAUGGAAACCA
Messenger RNA from Epinephelus fuscoguttatus (brown-marbled grouper), 5262 nucleotides. It is a transcript of the gene cdipt, whose product is annotated as CDP-diacylglycerol--inositol 3-phosphatidyltransferase (phosphatidylinositol synthase). The transcript is spliced from 6 exons. The coding region runs from base 147 to 785 and encodes 212 amino acids. Gene Ontology annotation, biological process: phosphatidylinositol biosynthetic process. Gene Ontology annotation, molecular function: CDP-diacylglycerol-inositol 3-phosphatidyltransferase activity. The record is from RefSeq and is a predicted model, not a curated record. Gene Ontology annotation, cellular component: Golgi apparatus; membrane. Lineage: Eukaryota; Metazoa; Chordata; Actinopteri; Perciformes; Serranidae.